UGUGACGAGUUGUCCUGCUCGGGCUUGAGUAUAUAUAAAGGGCCAAGACCCUGGCGAUUCAACAAAUCUUACUGACAAGUAGACUGCAGAACCAAAGAAGAAACUUAAAGCGAAUCUCUUAACCAAAGCUAGACGCAGAAGAGCAACACAAUGAUUAGCCAACUUAUUUUUGCUUUCGCCAUCAUCGUUCCGUCCACAUAUGCAUUCAGAAUAGCCUGUUGGUACACAAACUGGUCACAGUAUAGACCAGGGGCUGGAAAAUUCUUCCCAGGGAACAUAGAUCCUAACUUAUGCACACACAUCUACUACGCCUUUGCUAACGUGGGCCUAGAGAACGGAGAGUGGGGCCUUCAGAUGAUUGAAUGGAACGAUGAAGCUAAAUACGCCGAGAUGAUGGCGCUGAAGAAAAUAAACCCCAAACUUAAGGUGUUGUUGGCAGCGGGAGGAUGGAACCACGGCACAGCAACAUUCAACUCCAUGUCCAAGCAGAGGUCUACAAGAGCCCAGUUUCUCAAAAAUGUCAUCUCCUUUUUGAGAAAGUAUAACUUUGAUGGUCUCGACUAUGACUGGGAAUACCCCGGGGAUGCUAAUAGGGGGAGUGGCCCCGAGACAAAACAACAGUUCUCUGAUUUAGUAAAGGAAUCGAGGGAGGCAUUUGACGCAGAGGCGGCAUUAAGUGGAUCCGAGCGCUUGUUAGUGACUGCCUCGGUCGGUGUGACUGCAGAGAAGGCAAAGAAUGGAUACGAUAUACCUGUCAUGAAUAAGUACCUUGACUGGACUAAUCUGAUGACCUAUGACCUCCAUGGCGCCUGGGAAAACUUCCUUGGUCACAACUCUCCUCUUUAUCCCAGAUCGGAUGAAACCUACCCCCAGAACCAACUCAACGCUCAUGUUUCCGUGGAGUAUUGGAUCGCUCAAGGGUACGACCCAGCUAACCUCCUCCUGGGAGUGGGUUCAUACGGACGCUCCUUCACCAUGCAGGACGCCAACAGACAUGACUUGGGGGAUCCCGCUUCUAGAGCAGGGAGUCCAGGGCCAUUUACCAGAGAAAAUGGAUUUUUGGGUUAUUAUGAGGUCUGCCAAAAUGCUUGGCCGAGUGUAUUCAACAGUGAACACAAAGUACCAUAUGCCUACGACAAAGUCUCUCUACAGUGGGUGGGGUACGAUGACAUGACAAGUAUGAGAAUUAAGGCUGAUUACGUAUGUGCCAACCAGCUGGGUGGAAUCCAUAUGUGGGCCUUAGACAUGGACGACUUCUCUGGCCAAUUCUGUAAACACGGGAUGAACUAUCCUCUCCUUAGAACUAUAAACGCUGGUCUUCAAGCAUGUAGUUCUCAACCUAGUACCCCUGCACCCACUGAUGCACCCACCCAGGCACCUACCACUGCACCAACUCAAGCCCCGACUGCUGCGCCAACUCAAAAACCCACCCAGGCACCUACCGCUGCACCAACUCAAUCCCCGACUGCUGCACCAACUCAAAAACCCACCCAGGCACCAACCCAGGCACCUACUCAAGCACCUACCGCUGCACCAACUCACAAACCCACCGCUGCACCUACCGCUGCACCAACUCAAGCCCCAACUGCUGCACCAACUCAAGCUCCCACUGCUGCGCCUACCCAACCUCCAACUACAGCAGCAAACGGAGAAUUCGUUUGCCCAAGUGAAAGCGGAUAUUUUCCACAUCCAAGCAACUGUAGAAAGUUCUAUCACUGCGCCAUGAAUAAAGCAUUCAACAAAAUCUGUCCGAAAGGCACGUACUACAACCCAAAGACCUACCUCUGCGACUACGAAUACAACGUGCCAUCUUGUGCCAAUGGAAGCCCCAUAGUUAUAGAACCAUUCGUAUGCCCCAGUGAUGGCAUCUUCCCCGACCCUGAUGAUAUUGGAUGUUACUACAACUGCGCCAAUGGUAACCCAUUCCACCUAUGUUGUCUGAACGGCCUGGUCUUUGAUACCCAAGACCUCAUCUGUAGAUUUGCCCUCCCAGAAGAACGCGAAAUCACAUUCCCUUAAAUUUCGAAAUUGUAAUUUGAGAAGAAAAUAAUGUGUAAAGUCUAAAUAUCAGUGUAUGUGAAUUAAGGCCUACGUUAUGCCGGUGAAAUGAUAUUGAUGAGGAACACGCUUAACAGUUUCUAUGGUUAUAAGACAGAAAUCUUUUAACCAGUUUCGGUUCACUCCCACUUGAACCAAAUUAUUUGUACUAUUUAGUAUUUAUCAAGUUUUCUCUUUUUGAAUCAUUGGAGUAUUUAUAUAUCAUGUAAAUGUGAAAUAAGUUUUAAGCUUUCAAUUUUUCUACAGAUUUUUAUAUUAAAGAUAACUAACAUAUUUUAUGAUAUCAUAUAAAGAUUUAAAUGGUUAUAUAGUUUACAAUCAGUAAUCUUUGAAUAACAUACUUUUGAUAAAUGUUUUUGUAUUGAUGAUCAUAUUUCACACAAUUUUCAAUAAAAAUAUUUGUAAGAAAAACUGA
Lingula anatina is the source of this 2473-nucleotide messenger RNA. RefSeq names its product putative chitinase 10. NCBI's taxonomy places the organism in Eukaryota, Metazoa, Brachiopoda, Lingulata, Lingulida, Lingulidae. Gene Ontology annotation, cellular component: extracellular region. Gene Ontology annotation, biological process: carbohydrate metabolic process; chitin catabolic process. The record is from RefSeq and is a predicted model, not a curated record. Gene Ontology annotation, molecular function: chitin binding; chitinase activity.